Molecule: messenger RNA, 1884 nt
Organism: Fonticula alba
Lineage: Eukaryota; Rotosphaerida; Fonticulaceae
Product: serine/threonine protein kinase
Exons: 8
Coding region: 1-1884 (627 amino acids)
Biological process (GO): protein phosphorylation; mitotic DNA damage checkpoint signaling
Cellular component (GO): nucleus; cytoplasm
Molecular function (GO): protein serine/threonine kinase activity; ATP binding
Source: RefSeq, a predicted model, not a curated record
AUGCCCCAGAACGCACACAAUAGCCGGAUCUUUUCCCUGCCGGUCCCCAAGCAGGCAUCCUUCAGCUCGUCGACCGAGAGCAGCCCCAGCCUGUCGGCGGACUUUGGCGGCUUCUGCAACUUCGGCGGCUCCAGCAAGGCCAGCGACCCGCCGCAGUUCACCGAGCUCUACACCCUGGACUAUGCCCUCGGCCGUUCGCCCAGCGGCCGGGGCGAUGUCUUCGUCGCCACCACCAUCGUCGAUCGCGCGCCGGUGCACAUCCGUCGACUGUCGCUCCUUGAAACCACGCCCAGUGGCCCGGGCCCGGUGUCGGCCAAUGGCAAGCAUGUUGCCAACCCGGCCAGCGGACUGGAUGGCUCCCAUCGCGUCACGGCCCCGGCUCCGGAGGAGGGCGCCGGCCCGUCCCCCGGGUCGCCGCCUACCGCCGGGCGUGUGGACAACUCCCCGACCGCGAGCAUGGCUCGCCAGACCCUGACGAAGUUGACCGCCGGCAAGCUGCGCCCCUCCCGCAGCACGUCCCCCUCGUCUGGCUCCCGGGCCGCCAUGGCCGCCGGCUGUGCCAACAUGACCAGCACCUUCAUGACGCAGUCCGCCGCCUAUGAGCUGGCCAUCCUGUCAUCCACCAGCCACCCGAAUAUCGCCGCCCUGCGUGAUGUGUUUAUUUCGCCCAGUUGCGAUCUCUACAUUGUCACUGAGCUCUUGGACUCGUCGGCCUCCUCGCUGCUGGAGGCUGCCGCCUCUGGUGAGCUGUCCAUGGCGUCGCUAAACAUCGGGGUUUUCGCCGCCGGUGGCCGUAAGAAGGCUGGCGAGCCGGCUCCCUCCAUUCACUCGGUCUAUGAGCGCACCGCGCAGGCCUACCUCCGGGGGGCCAUCAGCGCGCUGGCUCAUCUCCACUCGGCCGGGGUCACCCAUGGCUGUCUCACCACCGCCAGCCUGCAUAUGUGCUCCAAGACCGGUCGCGUCCUCCUUACCGACGCCGCAUCGCUGCCGGCCACCAGUGGCGACUGCCCUCCUGGGCCGUAUGCCGCUCCCGAGGCGGCGCUCUGCAUGGGCGGUGCGCCGUCGAAUGUCGCCGGGCAGCGCUUCGAUCCCCACUCCUUUGAGAACCGCGCGGCGGCGGAUUCCUGGUCGCUGGGUGUUGUGGCUGCGCAGUUGGCUCGCGGCCAGCACGAGCAGCUGACCGACAAUUCGCUCACCUCGCGCGCCAUCUCCUGGGCGCGCAUCCUCGUGGGCACCUUUGGCCCAUGCGAGGCUGAGUCCCCGGAGAAGGUGGCCGCCCCGCCAGACGCCAAGAACUGGGAUGGCGUUCGUCAGGAUGUCCGUGAUCUGCUUGAGAAGCCGCUGGCUCGCGCGUCGCGCACCCUGCGCGACCGGUACACCCGGUCAUCGAGCAUUGCCCCGGGUGCGGGUGGAUCCCUCCUGCCAUCGGCCAGUUCCGCCCUGCACAACACCUCCGGCUCGGACUCGGCGUCCUUGCGUUCGGUCGGCUCGGUCAGCUCGGACUCGGCGUCCAUCGCCCCGAGCAUCGCCGGGCUUGGCUCUUCUCUGCGCUGUGAAGAGGCGGCCGACAUUGCCGGGCAGCUUCUCCGCCUGGCUCCCUCUCGCCGGAUCCUCCCCUCCUUCCUGCUGACUUCGCCGCCGUCGUCUCUGCCCACCCCCAUCGAGCUGCCCAUUUUCCGUCCCACCACCUCCGGCAUCCCGCACUCGGCCUCCCUCUCGUCCAUCACUUCCAACGCGUCGACGAACUCCAAGUGCUCCCUCAGCGUGGGCUUCGACCUGCCUGAGGGGACAUUCUCGCCGGAAGACCUGGCCGGGUUCGAGGCGAUCGCGUGGAUUGCCAAGUCGGUGAAUGAAUUCCACCAGUCAAACGGUAUUUACUUCUGA